Messenger RNA from Ornithorhynchus anatinus (platypus), 494 nucleotides. It is a transcript of the gene NDUFA2, whose product is annotated as NADH:ubiquinone oxidoreductase subunit A2. Bases 25 to 324 code for a protein of 99 amino acids. The record is from RefSeq and is a predicted model, not a curated record. The transcript is spliced from 3 exons. NCBI's taxonomy places the organism in Eukaryota, Metazoa, Chordata, Mammalia, Monotremata, Ornithorhynchidae.
GACGGGAAGGGGGAGGAGGGGAAGAUGGCGGCGGCGCUGGGGGCCAAGGCCCGGCUGGGCCCGGCCCUGCGGGAGCUGCGCAUCCACCUGUGCCAGCGCUCGGCAGAGAGCCGAGGGGUCCGAGACUUCAUCGAGAAGCACUACGUGGCGCUGAAGAAGGCCAACCCCACCUUCCCUGUCCUCAUCCGGGAGUGUUCCGCAGUGCAGCCGAAGCUCUGGGCCCGCUACGCCUUUGGUGAGGAGAAGAGCGUCUCCCUGAAUAACUUCAGUGCGGACCAGGUGGCCAAAGCGGUGGAGAACGUGUUGAGCAGCAGCAAAGCCUGAGGACUAAGAGCUCCGUCGGACCGACCGACAUGAACCCGCCCCGCACCCCCUGACCCGUAGUAUAAAGUUGUGCGAUGUUGUACCGUGACUCGGUUGCCUUAAUAAUGACACUACCAAGCGCUUACUCUGUUCCGGGCACUGUAAUAAUAAUAAUGGUAUUUAUUUACUGA